ACAUCUCUAUUUCCGAAUACAGUUCUCCCCCCAUCUUCCCCCUCUUCUCCCCUUCGACCGUUGGGGUUUUCUGUGAGCAAAAAUGGCAAUUACAAGGAGGAGCGUCAUGGCCAAACACCAAGAGCAAGCAACCCCCGCACCUCCUCAUACUCCUUCUACUCCACUUGCUGCUGAAAUUAAUUCCGAUUCAAACAACAAUGCGCAACAACCCCAGCAACAACCCCAGCAACAGCAACAAAAGCAACUUCAACCCAUUGUUGUUGCCGAAGUUGUUUCAGGUUAUGAGCAAACUAGAGAACAAAGAAUUAAGGAAAACCGUGAACGUUUACAGAAAUUGGGCAUUGUCGAUCUCUCUCAUCAACUCAACUCCAUUGUUGCUACUAAACGCACUCCCAGAAGGACACCUUCUGAAAGAACCACCCCCUUAAGAUCUCCUUCUCUGGGACCUGCUGAUCCACCCCGCCGUUCUUCCAGACUGCAAAAUGCGCCAGCAGUGACCUACACUGAGUUAAAGGAGGAGAAAAUAAAAAGAACUAGGGACAUUGUGUUGGAAGAAGGGGCUAAGCCUGAGUUCUAUACUGAAGAGCAUGAGAAGCUAUUGGGGAACACAGAGAUGCCCUGGACUUUUUUCGUUGAUGGGUAUAGAGCCGAUGGAACCCGGAUCUAUGAUCCGGUCACUGGGAAGACUUGCCAUCAGUGCCGGCAGAAGACUCUUGGGCAACGUACUCGCUGCUGCAAAUGCAGUCUUGUCCAGGGACAGUUUUGUGGGGAUUGUCUUAUAAUGAGAUAUGGGGAGCAUGUUGUAGAAGCCAAUCAAAACCCAGAUUGGAUUUGCCCUCCUUGUCGUGGGAUUUGCAACUGCAGCUUGUGUCGCCAAGCAAGAGGAUGGGCUCCAACUGGGGCUCUGUACAAAAGGAUCAACAAACUGGGAUACAAGUCAGUAGCACAUUACCUAAUCACGACAAAACGUGCUCCUCCAGAUCCAGAGACGGGUUCUGAUGAUGUGCAAUCUGCGAAAAGGUCUCUCCCAUUUGAGGGCAUGGAGCUACCAAAUGAUAGCGGUUCUGAAGACAAAGCAGUAAUUGAGAAAACUGAAGUCAACCCACAAUCUGAAAACAGGGUUAUGACUGUUGCUGAGUCAGGUUCAAAGUCAGCGAGUAAUGGAAGAUCAAGGAAAAGGUCUAAGAAAGAAAUUAUUGAUGCUGGUGACAAAUCAAGUGAAGCCGCAGAACAUGAGUCCAUUUCCGAAAUGAACGGUCCAAAUUCUUCAACUUCCUCUGUUGAAAAGUCGGAUUCAACACCAGUUGUCAGGCGAUCAACGAGGUCUAUGAAAGAAAAUGUUGAUGCUGGUGAGGUAUCUGUUAAAACAAAUGGAACUCCAGGAGAAGAACCUGUUUCCGCUGUGAAAAGUCCAAGCAAUUCAGAAUCUAUAACGGACAGUGCUGCUAGAAGGCUAAGGCCGAGGAACAGGACUUGAAAUGCUGCAGACCUGCAGUUUGCUUAACUUCUUCUACAGAAGAUGUUUAAUGUUCUAUCUUUUUGGGAAGUUAAGAGGCAUAUCUUUUGGGAUAACAAGCUCCAUUGGUUUAGGUAACUUUUUGAGGGAAGUAUGGUGUAUCUAUGUUUUAGGAUAGCAAGGCACCGUUUUGUAGGAAGUAUGAAUGAGUAUGAUGCAGCUUUUGGAGUCGGAUAGAAUUUAGUGUGCAGAAGAAGGGGUUUUGGAAGAAUCAAAUAUGAUUCAUCCGUCGUAAUUGUACUAAUCUAUGUAACUUAUAAACUAAUUGUUCUCGGUAGAGAGGUGCUCAUAUGCCCACCAGAUUCCAACCUGUUUGGUUGAUUUUCUCAGUUUUAUAUCAUGUACAAAAGAAUUAUCAGUGGGCAUUAGACCUAGUUUGAAGAGAACUACUCAAGGUGUGUUGAACCUUGAGUCGGAAUGCGAGUUUUUUGGCGGAAAUCUCCAUUA
Molecule: messenger RNA, 1963 nt
Organism: Spinacia oleracea (spinach)
Lineage: Eukaryota; Viridiplantae; Streptophyta; Magnoliopsida; Caryophyllales; Amaranthaceae
Exons: 5
Coding region: 83-1477 (464 amino acids)
Biological process (GO): regulation of DNA-templated transcription
Cellular component (GO): nucleus
Source: RefSeq, a predicted model, not a curated record